AUGGCUGCAAAGAUGGCUGCCCCGACCCAGAUGCCUCCCAUACCUAAUAGGGAGGACAUUGGGGCGACAUGGACCUACCUCCAGGCAGGCAUUUCUCGCGUCAUGAACGAUCUCGAGCAAGCUCAUCUGCUUGGUGAGGAAUUGUACAACAAACUGAUUGAUUAUCUGAAACAGCACCUCGAGGGUCUCGUGAACCAGAGCAAAGCGCACACCGACGAGGCACUUCUCACAUUCUACAUCAAGGAAUGGGGUCGGUACACCGUUGCCGCCAAGUAUAUCCAUCAUCUUUUCCGCUAUCUGAACCGCCACUGGGUCAAGAGAGAGAUCGAUGAGGGCAAGAAGAACAUCUACGAUGUCUACACACUACACUUGGUACAAUGGAGAAGGGUGUUGUUCGAACAAGUCAGUUCCAAGGUUAUGGAUGCAGUCCUGAAGCUCGUUGAGAAGCAACGAAACGGCGAGACCAUUGAACAUGGUCAGAUCAAGCAGGUUGUGGAUUCCUUUGUGUCUCUAGGACUCGACGAGGCCGACCCCUCCAAGUCGACACUUGAUGUCUACCGCUUCCACUUUGAACGUCCUUUCCUCACCGCAACCAAGGAAUUCUACCUGGCCGAGUCGAAGCAGUUUGUGUCGGAAAACAGCAUUGUGGAGUACAUGAAGAAGGCAGAGACUCGCCUGGACGAAGAAGAGGAGCGCGUGCGUAUGUACCUGCAUCAGGACAUAGCAAUUCCUCUGAAGAAGACUUGCAAUCAAGCUCUGAUUGCCGAUCACUCGACACUACUCCGCGACGAAUUCCAAGUCCUCCUGGAUAACGACCGAGAGGAGGACAUGGCGAGAAUGUAUGGCCUACUCUCUCGAAUCCCCGACGGCCUGGACCCACUGCGCUCUAAGUUUGAGACGCACGUGAGGAAAGCUGGCCUGGCGGCUGUGCAAAAGAUUCAGUCUUCGGAGGGCGACAAGUUGGAACCCAAGGUCUAUGUCGAUGCUCUGCUGGAGAUCCACACACAGUACCAAGGGUUGGUCAAGAGAGCCUUCACCGAUGAGCCAGAGUUCACACGCUCCCUUGACAAUGCCUGCAGGGAGUUUGUGAACAGGAACGAAGUCUGCAAGGCCGGCUCCAACAAGUCACCUGAACUGCUCGCCAAGUACACGGACGUGCUACUUCGAAAGAGCAGCACUAGUAUUGAGGAGGCUGAGUUGGAGCGUACCUUGGGCCAGAUCAUGACCGUGUUCAAGUACAUUGAGGACAAGGAUGUCUUCCAAAAGUUCUACUCCCGAAUGCUUGCUCGCCGUCUCGUGCACAGCAACUCGUCUUCGGACGACGCUGAGACGAGCAUGAUCAGCAAGCUCAAGGAGGCCUGUGGUUUCGAGUACACCAACAAGCUCCAGCGCAUGUUCCAGGACAUGCAGAUUUCCAAGGACUUGAACAAGGAGUUUAGAGAUCAUCUCGAGGGGGUUGAGUACACCAAGUCGGUUGAUUCGGCCUUCUCCAUCCUAGGAACGGGCUUCUGGCCGUUGACUGCUCCUAGCACCGACUUUACACCGCCUCCUGAGAUUGCGGCUGAAAUCGAGCGCUUCAUCCGCUUCUACAAGCACAAGCAUGACGGUCGCAAGCUCACAUGGUUGUGGCACCUCUGCAAGGGCGAGAUUAAGGCUGGCUACUGCAAGGCCAGUAAGACACCCUACACGUUCCAGGUAUCGAUUUACCAGAUGGCCAUUCUCCUUCUCUUCAAUGAGAAGGAUAACUACAGCUAUGAGGACAUGCUCAGCGCAACUCAGCUCAGCAGCGAGGUGCUGGACCAGGCACUUGCUGUUAUCCUCAAGGCCAAGGUGCUCAUCAUGUCUGGCCCUACUGGUGAGAAGCCGAAGCCGGGCAAGACGUUCCGUCUCAACUAUGACUUCAAGAGCAAGAAGAUUCGAGUAAACCUCAACUUGGGUGGAAUCAAGGAGGCUAAGCAAGAGGAAGCCGAGACCAACAAGACGAUUGAGGAAGACCGAAAGCUUGUUCUCCAGUCGGCCAUUGUUCGAAUCAUGAAGGCACGAAAGAAGAUGAAGCACACCCAACUUGUCAGCGAGACCAUCAACCAGAUCCGAUCUCGCUUCGUGCCCAAGGUCAGCGACAUCAAGAAGUGCAUCGAGAUUCUCCUCGACAAGGAGUAUCUGGAGCGCCUGGACGACGACGAGCUUGGAUACCUGGCUUAA
Fusarium vanettenii 77-13-4 is the source of this 2202-nucleotide messenger RNA. RefSeq lists its product as uncharacterized. Gene Ontology annotation, molecular function: ubiquitin protein ligase binding. Gene Ontology annotation, cellular component: SCF ubiquitin ligase complex. The transcript is spliced from 4 exons. Gene Ontology annotation, biological process: protein ubiquitination; SCF-dependent proteasomal ubiquitin-dependent protein catabolic process. The record is from RefSeq and is a predicted model, not a curated record. NCBI's taxonomy places the organism in Eukaryota, Fungi, Ascomycota, Sordariomycetes, Hypocreales, Nectriaceae. Bases 1 to 2202 code for a protein of 733 amino acids.